Uranotaenia lowii is the source of this 1020-nucleotide messenger RNA. RefSeq lists its product as uncharacterized. The record is from RefSeq and is a predicted model, not a curated record. The transcript has 6 exons. NCBI's taxonomy places the organism in Eukaryota, Metazoa, Arthropoda, Insecta, Diptera, Culicidae. The coding region runs from base 473 to 913 and encodes 146 amino acids.
AGUACAACAGGUGAUCGGAAAAUGUAGAAGUACCUAAAAAAAACAGAAACUAAUAACUUUCGUUCAACUCGCGAUUUUCUUUUUCUAUCCGCACUUAAUCGGUCCCCACAGUGGAGCGGAAAGUUAAGUGACUACAGGAAGGUAUGAUUUGGCAAGGAUGAAAACAAAGGCGCCCGUUUAGUGAUUCCGUGCAGUUUCGCAAACAUUCUAAGCAAUAACCGUUCAUUUCACAAAAUUUUCAAUCGCAAUUCAUGAACCACACGGGGAGGCGACUAUCAACAUCCAGGAGGCUCCAUCACAACUGGUUGAUGUAAAUUACUACAAGAACAAGAUCAAGGCACACCGGGACCAGCAUUCUAGGAUUUAAACAACUAAUGACAUUGUAUCAGGUUACGCUGCCGGAAGCCCAGUUUUACUCCGUGCAUGGAUUGCUUGGCGGAGGAGGCAGCAUUAAAAUGUAUGAUAUGAUAAAAUGAUUGGAAUCAUUAACGGAUUCUGCAACCUUGAGUACAAUCCUGGAAAAUAUUGCUCAAUUCGAUUUCGAGAUGACACGUACUCAACGAAACAAGCCCAUGGCAGGCCAUUUGGGUAUGCUGAAGGAACUAAACUGCACCGAGAAAUAAACACCCUCGAAGGUGGCGCCGGAGCACCCGAGCAGGGUUUCGAAGCCUCCAGAAUCGGAAACGCUCGGAUCGGGUGUUCUUCGGUGGGGAACUCGGCAUUGCUUUCUGACUGCACCAUGGUCACGACGAUCUCGGAUUUAUUCAGCAUUAGGACGCUUGAAUCAAAAUUCGGAAUACCAUCGGAACUGCCCCUUGGGAGGGUGCAAGGAUGCGAUCGUCUCCAAAAACCGGACCAGCUUUUUCGGCGACUGGACAUCUCGAGUACCGCAGACCGCGGAAAGACGAAUUAGUGGGCCAAAGGCGAUUCCUAAUCGCAAACCGGUUGGCAUCGAUGCAGGAGGAACUUCUUUUAACAAGUUGAAGUGAUGGUAGUUAGUAUAAAAAGCAGGCAAAUAUA